Aureobasidium namibiae CBS 147.97 is the source of this 1893-nucleotide messenger RNA. Its product is annotated as Metallo-dependent phosphatase. The transcript has 4 exons. The record is from RefSeq and is a predicted model, not a curated record. NCBI's taxonomy places the organism in Eukaryota, Fungi, Ascomycota, Dothideomycetes, Dothideales, Saccotheciaceae. Bases 1 to 1893 code for a protein of 630 amino acids.
AUGUCGCUCAGCAUUGCAGGUCCAGUGACAGUGCUGUCUUCUACCGUCUUGCGCCUGGCCACUUAUGUCUUUCUCCGCUGGAUUCCGGGCCAUGUCGCUCCUCCUGUCAUAUUGACUGCAUUCGCUAUCUAUGCCACAUCCUUUUUCUAUUCAUUCACUCACACAAGCCCUUACGAAGUCGUCGCAGAUGAGCUUGAUAUCAUCACCAGAGAUACCAUUGAUCGUGACGACAGCGACGAGGGUGAAGAUGAGGUCCUCAUCGACGCUGAAACCGCAGAACCUCUUCAGGAAAUUGACGUCCAGGAGACCAUCGUGCUUGAAGAAAAGGACCCCAAGAUCCUGCGAAGCCUUCUGACCGGCCUUCCAAGCCCCAGCUCUCUCUUCUGGUCCGGUGUGACCUUCCUGACCAACGUCGCUCUGCUAGCCAUGGUGGCUGACAUGGUUUACCGCGCUCCUCUCUUCCAUCCUUCCCACAAUCUUUCCUUUGUGCGUCUCGGCCAUGUCUCUGAGAACAGCGCAAAGCUUCUGGUCAGAGAACCACGUACAUCCGAACAUCCUCUGCGUAUGAGUUACAGAUACGCCGGCGAGUCGCCUGACGAUGGCAUUCGCGACCACGACGCUAGCUGGAAGCACCCUCACAACAGCAUCGAUGUCGACGAGAGCACCGACUACACUGGUAUCUUCCACCUGACCGGACUCAGACCCGACACUACAUACCAGUACACUGCAUCCAACAACCACACCGGCUUCUUCGUCACGGCACCCAGACUUGGCCGCACCGCUCCUCGCAACAAUGAUGUCUUCACCUUCCUGCAUUCAUCCUGCCUCAAGCCCAGAUUCCCUUACAACCCACUGCAGCACCCACUCGAGCUCCCAGGCCUCAAACAUCUGGCUAGACUUUUGCCCUCGCUGAAGGCUCAUUUCAUGAUCUUCAUGGGAGACUUCAUCUACGCCGACGUACCCAAGCGUUUUGGUACCGAUGCUGAGACUUAUCGCAGAGAGUAUCGUCAAGUCUACUCUUCGCCUCAAUGGGAGUCCGUGAGCUCAGAGGCCAAUUUGCCCUGGAUCCAUGUCUUGGAUGACCAUGAAAUUGCAAACGACUGGGACAAAAACACUACUGGAGUCUACGAGGCUGCUGUGGAUCCAUGGCAUCAUUACCAGGCUUCUGUCAACCCGGACCCUGUUCGUCCUGGUGCGACCUACUUCACAUUCGACCAGGGACCUGCAUCGUUCUUCAUGAUUGACACCCGCCGCUAUCGCCAACCCUUCGACGGCACUGAUGGCUCGUACGGCGAAUCUCAAGCUGAGACUGGCUACAAGAAGAGCAUGCUCGGUAGUGAGCAGCUAAAAGAUCUUCUUGAUUGGCUUGCAGCUCCUGUUCCGACUGGCGUCCGAUGGAAAGUCGUCGUCUCCAGCAUUCCCUUCACCAAGAACUGGCGUUUCGGAAGCGAGGACACUUGGGCUGGAUAUCUCGGCGAGAGACAGAUCAUCUUGGAGGCUAUGUGGGACGUUGGUCUUCGUGGCGGUGUUGGCGUCGUAGUCCUCAGUGGCGAUAGGCACGAGUUUGCCGCCACCUCCUUCCCACCACCCACCGAAGACAAGAAGUGGCCAAUCAGUGCGACUGUCCAUGAGUUCAGCGUCAGUCCGCUGAGCAUGUUCUACCUUCCUGUGCGCACAUACGAGCAGACCGACAACGAAGACGUGUGUGUUAAGUACAUGCCCGACGGCAACUCGAAGUUUGGCGCUCUCAGUAUCAGCACACCAGCUACUUCUGACCAGUCCGAGCUCAGAUACCGCCUCUUCAUUGACGGUAAAGAAGCCUGGAGUCACAAGAUCCUCACACCUCCUGUUGUCCACGGCAGUGGUCGUGGCAAGGAUGCGCUAUGGGGUUAG